Salarias fasciatus (jewelled blenny) is the source of this 5659-nucleotide messenger RNA. RefSeq names its product mitogen-activated protein kinase kinase kinase 4 (gene map3k4). The transcript is spliced from 27 exons. The record is from RefSeq and is a predicted model, not a curated record. Gene Ontology annotation, biological process: protein phosphorylation; MAPK cascade. Bases 177 to 4913 code for a protein of 1578 amino acids. NCBI's taxonomy places the organism in Eukaryota, Metazoa, Chordata, Actinopteri, Blenniiformes, Blenniidae. Gene Ontology annotation, molecular function: protein kinase activity; ATP binding.
AAGAUGGCGACUGCAUACGCACAAGCGAGAGUCAACUGUACCGGCGGCUAGAAAGUGCUGAAAAGAGACACAAAUCCACGCGCCUUGCAGACAUUUAGCGGUGCAACGUGCGUGUGAAGGUACCCAGACAUGGUGUAGUCCAUGCACGGCUAGGAGACGGCGGCCGCUGCUUUGCUAUGGAGCCUCCGGAUCGCAACAAGCCCAGCAGGCAGGCCAAGCCAGUGGAAGAUGCAUCCCAACAAAAUUCUGAGGUGGAUGAACCCUGGGAGUCCCCCAGUGAGGAAGAGGAACCUCUCUAUGGAACAUCGCCUCCCUAUACCUCCCGGCAGAUGAAGCGCAUGUCUGGCAAGCAUCAGAGGAACAGCCAAGCCAGGAGUGCAGGUCGUUCUCCAAACAAAGCAGACAUCAGCACGUCUAUCCUGAGAGAGAGUCCCAAGCCGGCCGAGCCUCCCGAGGAGCACAGCUACAAGCAGGGCAAGAAGCAGAGGGCCACGCUGCGAUCGACCGAGCGAGACCACAAGAAGACCAUCGAGGAGUCCUUCAUGCUGGAUCCACUCUCAAAGUCGAGCCACUUCGGUUCCCUCAACAUGGAUCCCAGGAAGCAUUACCUGAGCUUGGGCUGCAGCAGCUGCAAACUCCCGGUGUCGAUGCCUCACAUCGCUCGGACUCACCGCCAGUCGUCGAGGACGGACUGUCCCGCCGACCGGCUCAAGUUCUUCGAAACCCUGCGGCUGCUGCUCAAGCUCACGUCUAUGUCCUCCAAGAGGAAGGAGAAGGAGCAGCGGGGCCUGGAGAACAUGCCCUACAUGGGCCACAACAACGAGGUCAUCUGGCUGGAGCUGCAGGCGUGGCACGCACGGCGCUCCACCAGCGACCAGGACGUUUUCCUUUUCACCGCCCGCCAAGCUAUACCCGACAUCAUCCACGAGGUGCUGCACUUUAAAGUCAACUAUGACAGCCUGAGAGGGGCCCCGUGCUCGGGGGACCGUCAGCGCGUCCCCGAUCUGCUCCGCGGGGAGGAGGAGCGCGCCGUAGCAGAGACCAACCACUGUGGAGUCGACCCCUGGGGGUUCAGCGCCUGCCCCUCCCCGGCGCUGAACGCGGCCGAGCCCCUCGGCUCGGGCGCCGACUGCAGGGAGCACCUCCAGCGUCAGCGGCUGGCCUUCGAGCAGGUCAAGCGCGUCAUGGAGCUGCUGGAGUCGGUGGAGGCCCUGUACCCGUCGUUACAGGCGCUUCAGAAGGACUACGAGAAGUACGCCGCUCGGGACUUCCAGGGCAGAGUGCAGGCGCUCUGCCUGUGGCUGAACAUCACCCAGGACCUCAACCAGAAGCUGCGGGUCAUGGCCACCGUGCUGGGCCUCCACGACCUCUCCCGCAUCGGGUGGCCCGUCUUCGAAAUCCCCUCGCCCCGCUGCUCGCGCGGAAAUGAAGAAGAGGAGGCCGAGGAAGACGAGGAGAACGACUCAACGGCCACCUUCACGGCGGAAAGCGACGCCGAGGAAAGGGACGCCGAAGAGGAGGGGGCGAUGGAGUGUGUAGCAGGAGAGCUGUCUCCCACCCUGACUCCCAAGUUUGCCCGCUUGCUGUCGGAAGACGAGUUUCUCCCGACGGCCGCGUCAGUGAGCGCCGAGGUCUCGGCCGGAGGAGGCGUGUUCUGCCCCACAGCCAUCUACAGACCAUUUGUGGAUAAAGCUCUGAAACAGAUGGGACUGCGUAAACUGAUCCUCAGACUGCACAAACUAAUGGACCGCUCUCUUCAGAGGUCCCGAGCAGCGCUGCUCUGCCACACUCCUGCACUGGAGUUUGCAGACUUCCCAGACCCCAUGCUGUACAGCGACUACCUGCCAGAGCUGUCCCGCCACGUGUUCUGCCGCGAGCCGCCGGACUCCGAGCUGGGCGCGGAUCAGGUGUCCUGGAAGGACUUGCUGGACAUGGACCUCCCGUCCUUCAGGCCCGCGUUUCUCGUGCUGUGCCGAGUCCUCCUCAACGUCAUUCACGAAUGCCUUAAACUGCGACUUGAACAGAGGCCCGCCGGGGAGCCCUCGCUGCUCAGCAUCAAACAGUUGGUGCGCGAAUGCAAAGAAGUUCUGAAAGGAGGCCUCCUGAUGAAGCAGUAUUAUCACUUCAUGCUGCGGGACGUGGUGACCGACGCUCAGGGCUUGCAAACGAACGCCAACAUGGACGAGUUUGAGGAAGACCUUCACAAGAUGCUGGUGGUCUACUUUGACUACAUGCACAGUUGGAUCCAGAUGCUGCAGCAGCUGCCUCAGGCCUCCCACAGCCUGAAGAACCUCUUGGAGGAGGAGUGGAACUUCACUAAAGUCAUCACUCCGUACAUCCGAGGAGGGGAGGCGCAAUCAGGGAAGCUUUUCUGCGACAUUGCUGGGAUGCUGCUCAAAUCCACUGGAGAGUUUCUGGAUGUUGGUCUGCAGAAGAGCGACAACGAGUUCUGGGAAAGCGCAGACGACAGUACUGCGUCAGAUGAGAUCAGGCGCUCGGUUAUCGAGACCAGCCGCUCGCUGAAGGAGCUGUUCCACGAGGCCAGGGAGCGAGCGUCCAAGGCUCUGGGCUUCGCCAAAAUGCUUCGCAAGGAUUUGGAAGUAGCUGCAGAUUUCAGCAUCACUAACGGGGUGAGCUGCCUCCUGGAGGCACUGAAGAAGAGAAACUAUGUGAAGGUCCAGAUUCCAGGUUUGGAGGAGCUCCAGGUUUUCGUCCCCUGCGGUCUGAGGGAGCAGCGGCCUCUCAUCCUGCAGCUCCUCAACGCCGCUGCGGGCAAAGACUGCUCCAAAGAGCCCGACGAAAUCGCCGAAGACGAUGCCUACCUGCUCAUGAGCAAGCACGGAGCUGGAGACCCCGGCGCCGACGCCGACUGGGCCCGGUGGGACGGAGAGCUGCUCAAACUGGUGCUGCAGAUGGAGGCCGUCGACACGUUAAGGGCCAUGACAGUGGAAAACAUGCUCUUGAUCGUGAUGCAGUCGGCUCACCUGGUGGCGCAGCGGAAGGCCUUCCAGCAGUCCAUGGAGGACGUGCUCACUCUCAGCCGGGAGCAAACGUCGAGCCAGCCCCUCAUCGCCGGCGCUCUGGAGGAGCUCAAGGAUGAGGCUCUGCAGCUAUGCAUAAAGAUCAGCAGGGCCAUCGACCGAGUGGAGUACAUGUUCACUACAGAGUUCGAGGCGGAGGUGGAGGAGUCGGAGUCGGCCACUCUGCAUCAGUACUACAGGGAAGCAAUGAUACAGGGCUACAACUUUGCCUUCGAGUACCACAAAGAGGUGGUGCGCCUGAUGUCAGGGGAAUUUCGGCAGAGAAUCGGAGAGCGCUACAUCGCCUUUGCUCGCAAAUGGAUGACCUAUGUCCUGACCAAAUGCGAGAGUGGCAGAGGCACCAAGCCCAGGUGGGCGACUCAGGGUUUUGACUUUCUUCAGGCCAUUGAACCUGCCUUCAUAUCAGCAUUACCAGAGGAUGACUUUCUGAGCUUGCAAGCCUUGAUGAAUGAAUGUAUCGGGCAUGUUAUUGGGAAGCCCCACAGCCCCGUGACAGGCCUGUACAUCGCUCCCAGAAACAGUCCUCGCCCUGUAAAGGUGCCUCGUUGCCAUAGCGACCCUCCAAACCCCAACUUGUUCAUCCCGAAUGCUGACGGUUUCAGCUCUCGGAGCCUCCCCUGCGAUCUCCGGAACCAGCUGUUCCCCAACGGCCCUCGGCCCGCUCCUCAGGGCCCGGGGGAGCACAGCCACACCAAGGCACCCGGCAGCACCCCCAAUGACGCCAGAGGAUCCAGUUUCCAUGAGAAUGACCGUCUGUCGUCAGUCGCAGCGGAGUUCAAAUCUCUGAGCCGUCAUUCCAGCCCCACCGAGGACAGAGAGGAACCUUCCUACCCUAAAGGCGACCCCAACACUGCCGCACGGAGAAGCUGGGAGCUGCGCACGUUCAUCAGCCAGUCGAAAGACACGGCCGCACGGCAGAGUCCCAUGGAGGCCGUCCGCCGAUCCAUCCGCAAGUUCGAGGAGAAGCGCUACGCCAUGAUGAAGCAGCGCAACAUCAUCGGCCAGGUGUGCCACACGCCCAAGUCCUACGACAACGUGAUGCACGUCGGGCUCAGGAAGGUCACCUUCAAGUGGCAGAGAGGCAACAAGAUAGGCGAGGGCCAGUACGGGAAGGUUUACACCUGCAUUAAUGUUGACACUGGAGAGCUCAUGGCUAUGAAGGAGAUCCGGUUUCAGCCAAACGAUCACAAGACGAUCAAAGAAACGGCAGACGAGCUGAAAAUAUUUGAAGGCAUUAAACACCCGAACCUGGUGCGGUACUUCGGCGUGGAGCUCCAUCGGGAGGAAAUGUACAUUUUCAUGGAGUACUGUGACGAGGGCACUCUGGAGGAGGUGUCCCGGCUGGGGCUGCAGGAGCACGUCAUCAGACUCUACAGCAAACAGAUCACUACGGCCAUAAAUGUCCUCCAUGAGCACGGCAUCGUUCACCGCGACAUAAAGGGAGCGAACAUAUUUCUAACGUCAUCGGGCCUAAUUAAGCUCGGCGACUUCGGCUGCUCAGUCAAGUUACGGAACAACACUCACACCAUGCCGGGGGAGGUCAACAGCACGCUGGGAACAGCAGCUUACAUGGCCCCGGAAGUCAUCACGAGGGCUAAAGGAGAAGGUCACGGGCGAGCAGCAGACAUCUGGAGUCUGGGCUGUGUCCUGAUUGAAAUGGUGACUGGAAAGAGACCCUGGCAUGAGUAUGAGCACAACUUUCAGAUCAUGUACAAAGUGGGCAUGGGCCACAAGCCGCCCAUCCCCGAGAAGCUGAGCACCGAGGGGAAGGACUUCCUGGGUCACUGUCUGGAGAGUGAACCCAAACGGCGCUGGACGGCGAGCAUGCUGCUCGAUCACCCGUUUGUCAAGGUUUGCACUGAUGAAGAGUGAAUGGAACCUCCUCCCCCCGCGGCUUUAAAGUUUACAAAUUAAAGCACUACUGUACACGCUGUUGGCAAAAACAAACUGUGGACAAGGAGAAGAGGGCGCUGCGGCUGAAGGCACAUGGAGUUAAACUGAGGAACUAAACAGCAUCAUUUCAGAGUACAACUGGACAUAUAGAGUAUAGAGUUGUGUUUUUAUUUACCUGAGGGACAAGGGGAGGAAAUGUACAUACUGUAAGAAAAGGAUUGGCUUUAAUUCAUGUAUAAACAUUAUUGUAAAGUUAAACUAUUGCCACAACAUGUUUGUUAUCACUGGUGAAGAGACCUCUGGAAAAGCAUGGAGAAACCGCCUACUGUCAGUGUCCGUUUUUCAACAAGUGGGUGGCGGUGGGGGCAAAAAUCUAUAGCACUUUCAAACUGUUUACCCAAAGGGGCAGUCGAGUAUGAGACGCCCCGCGAGGCUGAAAACGUGUCGAGCUUCAGCGAACGGAAGGAGACGCUUGUUUACCUUCAAAAAUCAAUACCAUCCAUAGUUUUUUUUUUUUUUUUUUUUAAAGAAAUCGGACACAAGGAAGGAGCUCUUGCUUUUUGUAUUUCUCUUUACGUUUUGCCGAGGAGAAAGUGUCGAGCUGGAGCAGUUCUCAAGUCUACUGGUCAUUGGUGAGGAGCUGUUCUUGUGUCUGGAGCGAAGCCAACUGAAAAAAAAAAAGAGAACUCGGACCUGUGCUCCCUCCCUGCUGCUGAACACACAAC